This is a messenger RNA of Quercus lobata, 1575 nucleotides long. RefSeq names its product B3 domain-containing protein REM16-like. The coding region runs from base 134 to 1285 and encodes 383 amino acids. The record is from RefSeq and is a predicted model, not a curated record. The transcript has 5 exons. Gene Ontology annotation, molecular function: DNA binding. Lineage: Eukaryota; Viridiplantae; Streptophyta; Magnoliopsida; Fagales; Fagaceae.
CUGUACCUGGUUCAUCUAUCCUCUCUCUCUCUCUCUCUCUCUGUACUAGUAAAGUCAGUUUCUUUCACUUGUUGCAAAAAAUUCUCUUCAAUUUUUGAGGUGGGUGUUGCUUCUGAGCCAUUGAUUAGUGGAAAUGGGCGAAACAUGCAAAGAUUGGAGCAAAUGGGCAGAGGAAAUCUAUUGGACCCGCUUCCAAACAAUUCACUUCUCUCAGUAUCUCCUCGGUGAUUAUGAUCGCCAGCUUGCCAUCCCCAAAAAAUUUGUUGACAAUAUGAAAAAGAAGCUGCCUCAAAGUGUGUCUCUUAAAGGUCCUAGUGGUUUAACAUGGGAUGUAGAAUUGAAGACUAUUGAUGAUACAUUGUUCUUUAACCAUGGUUGGCAAGAAUUUGUCAAGGAUCAUUCUUUGGAAGAGACUGAUUUAUUGGUCUUUAGGUACAAUGGUUGGUCACAGUUUGACGUUUUAAUCUUUGAUGGAAAGAACUUGUGUGAGAAAGGGGCUUCGUAUUUUGUCAGAAAAUGUGGGCUGACUGAACAUGACAAUGGAUGCUUGACAAAGAAAAAAACAAGGGAAGGUUCUAUUGAUGAUGUUCAUACCCCUUUGGAUGAUGGUGUUGCAUGCCCUUCACCUUUGAACUAUGUAAGUGAUGACAGUGUCACAGUGCCUUCAGAACAAUGUAUCAUCUCUCUUGUCAGUAAUAAAAGGACCCGGCAGAGUGCUAGGAGUGUUGGGAGCAAGGAACCUGCUACUUGUGGAGAGGGAGUGAAGUCCGCUGCAAGUGAUGAUGCUGAAUGUUCUCCCGUCUCUAAGAAUUGGCCACAAGGCCCGCAAUAUUCGUCAAAUAGAAGGCUUGUAUCUGAAGAUGAGAUCAAGAAUGCCUUGCUUUUGGCCCAAGCAGCAUCAAGCGAUGAUACCUACCUUGUUGUUAUGCGACCCACACAUGUAUACAAGAGAUUCUUUGUGUACAUCCCUUUAGAAUGGGCGACGAAUCAUCUCUCACUGGAAAACCAAGAAAUCCAUCUACGUUUUAAAAAGGAUACAUGGCGAGCCAGAUAUAACCAUAAUCGAGUUCGUGGGUAUGGAGGGAUUACGGGAGGGUGGAAACAUUUUGUUAUAGACAACAACCUUGAGGAAUUUGAUGUCUGCCUCUUCAAGCCUGCUGGUCAAAUGGAUGGCUCGACUAUCCUGGAUGUUAGCAUUUUCCGGGUUGUUGAAGAGAUUAGCCCUCGGACUUUAUUGACUCCACCACGAAAAAGGGGUAGGAAAAAUUCAAUCAGGAUCCACUGAAGCAGAAGCUUGUGAGUCAUACAAGAUGUGCAACCUCAUUGUGGUCUAGAAUAUCUGAGGAGGGAAAAUUGUUCUGUUACCUGUGGACUGCACUUAAUGUAACAUACUAGCCUUUUGUGCACUCAAAUAAGUUUAUUGCCAGACUACUUACUGUUAUUGCGGAUGCUUCAAGGGGACUUUAGUGAUUAGUAGUUUAGUGACCCUUGUUUUUGUUAAUAUGUUUAGUGGAAUGCACUGUGAGUCUGUGACUCCUCUCUAAUUAUAUAAUUUUGCUUUGUGGUUGGCUAUCA